AAAAGAGGUAACAGGCCAGCUCUUAGUAGUUCAUUGCGAGAAAGGACAUGGUAAGGGAAAGACCGUAAGAUAUAGUGGGGUUUUAGUAGUACCAACUGACGGCAUUUACCAUCUGCCAUGGCCGACACUGAAAAUCAGUCUGAGGUUGAAAAUAAGCCGGCACCUGAACAAAAAUUAGAACAAAAGGAAAAGAAAAUUAUUGCUGGCCAUGUAACAGGGACAGUGAAAUGGUUCAACGUGAAGAGUGGAUACGGAUUUAUCAACCGUGAUGACACAAAGGAAGACGUAUUUGUGCACCAGACGGCCAUUAUAAAAAACAACCCAAGAAAAUACCUUAGAAGUGUUGGAGAUGGCGAAAAAGUAGAGUUUGAUGUCGUUGAGGGAGAGAAGGGAAAUGAAGCGGCCAACGUGACUGGGCCUGACGGCUCUAAUGUACAAGGCAGUAAAUAUGCAGCUGAUCGUCGUAGAUUUAGACGUGGAGGGUGGUUCCCACGCUAUCGUGGAGGAGGGCGUGGUGGUAGACCAAGACAACAGAACUUUCAAGAAGAAGAAUCAGGGUCUGUAGAAUAUCCUUCCCCACGUGGAAGAGGAAGAGGUCAGCCGUUUUAUCAAAACAGACGAUACUUUGGACCACCACGUCGUGGUGGUGGUACUAGUGCUAGUGGUGCUGGAAGGCAGCAGUUUCUAGAGGGCCAGGGCGAAUAUCAGCUUCAGCGUGAUCAGGGCUAUAGAGGCCGCAGACCAUUUUACAGGAGAUACUAUGGGCCACCACCGAGGGGAUACUAUGAUGGUGGUUACUAUGGCUACCAAGGUGGUCCCCCUAGGGGAGGUCCACGCAGAAGAGGCCGAGGGCGUGGUGGCUUCCGCCGUGGCAAAGGACAGCGAAAAGACGACGACGACAGUCAGACUCCAAAGGCUGAAGUAAGCAACGACACCCUCAAGUCAGAACCUUCUUCUACCACCGUAGAAAGUAAAGAAGACUAACAGCAAUGGAGGGAAACCAAACUAAUUCGCCAAACAGAAUGACCUUGAUCUACUGUUUAUUUGUGUGUCCAUGUGUGUGCUGAGACAACCCAGUGACUCAAUCGAAACAACCUAACAGUAACUUCAAACACCCCUAUCUGUUGGUUAUCAUCUGGGAAACAGGGCUGGCUCUUGUGUUUAAAACUAUCUUUACACCUAGCAACUCUUCGUCUUUACAAGUAACCAAUGAAAACAACACCAAUCACUAAUGACAACAGAACACUUCUUAUACAGUUUCAGAGAGCAUACUAUCAAAGCAGCUUUCUAAUAGUUUUUUCCAAGUGUGACGCAUGAUGACUCAUUUUUUAAAAAUUACAUAGACUACCACUCCUUAAAACGUAAAAGAAUAAAAAAAAAUAGCACAUAGCUGAAGUUAAAUUUACCUGACUGACUUUUGAAGACUUAGAUAAAAUGUUAAAAACUAUGCAAUUUCAUGUUUUUUUAUUUUAGUGACUUUUGUAAUGUUAGGGUUAAUUUAUCAAGUUAUCAUGUUAAAAGGUAAAAUUCAAGUUCUAUUAUGGCUGAGAUGUGUCAAGUUUCUAUUCACAUGUUGAUUUCUCACGGCCAAAUGCAUGUGCUUAUUAAAAGUUUUUUGAUAGGUC
Molecule: messenger RNA, 1625 nt
Organism: Physella acuta
Lineage: Eukaryota; Metazoa; Mollusca; Gastropoda; Physidae
Product: Y-box factor homolog
Molecular function (GO): nucleic acid binding
Source: RefSeq, a predicted model, not a curated record